Messenger RNA from Lactuca virosa, 2605 nucleotides. Lineage: Eukaryota; Viridiplantae; Streptophyta; Magnoliopsida; Asterales; Asteraceae. The record is from the annotation of a GenBank genome assembly.
AAGUAAUUUUCCCUUAACCGUACUUUUCCCUCCUCUCUCUCUCUCUCUCUCUCUCACUUCGAAACUCUCUCUAUACACAGUCACAGAAAACCUUACUUGUCUGAGACACCGGAAAUGGUUGAUGAUGACUGGCCGGAGUGGCUUCCAUCGGGAUGGACGAUACAAAUCAGAAAGAUCGCUGGACGGAAGGUCAAGUGUUACAUUGAUCCUGAAGGACACAAGUUCUAUUCGAAGCCGCAAGUGGAACGGCAUCUUAACGCCAUCAGAAACAGCAUAGUAGUGACUAACAAUGCCGAUGCCUCAACUUUAGACUUAUCUCUAGAGCCAGAUGAAACUGAAGGGCUUUUAGCUUCUAAGCCUAAACGUGGAAGAAGAAGAAAAAGCGAAGAUUCUAAUUGGCUACCUGAUGGAUGGAAUGUGGAAGUGAAGUAUAGAAGUUGUGGAAAAGAAUAUAAGGUUUUCAUGGAUCCCAUCAAUGGACAUAAAUUCUUUACAAAGCAACAGAUUCUGAAAUAUCUUGCUAAUAAGGCCAAUACAAACAGCAGUCCAGCUGAACAGAAAGAAGGUGAUAAAACCCCUAUUAAACCUGAGGAGUCCCAGAUUACUGAACCCACUGAAGCCAAGAAGACGAAUGAAACCAAAGCGAGUUCAGCAAUUACAGAAAGCACCCGCAAGUCCCCCGACUAUGAAGUUAUCUCAAGAACUCCUGCAGAUGGGUUGCCUCCAGGAUGGAUAAAAGAAAUCAGAGUGACACAACAUGGAUCCGAGAAGAAAAAAAAUUCGUUAUACGCAGACCCUUUGAGUGGAUACAUAUUUUUCUCAAAAUUGGAUGCUUUGUGUUGUUUGGAUACUGGAGGAGACAUAAGGAAAUGUGCCAUGAGACCAUUGAGAAGGGAUAUGAGUCGAGAAAUCAAUAGUUUGAAACGAAGCAAGACAUCUGACUCAAACGAUCAUACAUCAUCAUUGAAGGUUGAAGAAUUUGAAAGGGAUAAAGCAAAAAAAGCGGCUUCAUUGUUACAAAAUUUGGGCCCACAAGAUGAAAAGAUUGAAGAAUUAGUUGAUAGUAUAAAGAAGUUUAAUUCUACUUAUGAUGAACACUUGCAGUUUGAGAAAGAAAAGUUUUGGUCAAGAGUACAAGAACGUGAAAAAGAACGGGAUUUGAAAAUAUUAACCACCAACACUGAGCAUUUAACGGAAACGGCUCGUGACACGAUUCUAGCGAUGCAAGCGGAGAUAGAGAAAAAGUAUCGUGAUAGUGGGAUAUCUGAAUUCGUUCACUUCGAUUUCUCAAGUGACAAAACAGAAGAUCUUCCUUGGGUAAUGUGGAAUUGCAGAAAUCUACUUUUCGCAUACAAGGGUAAAGCUGAUAAAAAGGCAGCAGUUGAUAUUGCUGCAUGGACAUUCAACAUAGUCACUUCUGUUGGGAUCAUCAUCGUGAACAAAGCUUUAAUGGCAACAUAUGGUUUCACAUUUGCAACAACAUUAACAGGAUUGCAUUUUGUCACCACAACCUUGAUGACUAUUGUUCUUAGGUGGUUGGGUUACAUCCAACCCUCUCAUCUACCCAUUGCAGAUCUUCUCAAAUUCGUCCUAUUUGCUAACUUCUCCAUUGUUGGAAUGAAUGUCAGUCUUAUGUGGAACUCUGUGGGAUUCUACCAGAUAGCAAAACUGAGUAUGAUUCCUGUAUCCUGUUUAUUGGAAGUUGCAUUUGAUAAGAUACGAUAUUCAAGGGACACAAAGCUCAGUAUUUUAAUUGUUCUUCUGGGUGUUGCUGUAUGCACUGUUACUGAUGUCAGUGUUAAUACUAAAGGUUUUGUUGCUGCCUUUGUUGCAGUAUGGAGUACAGCUCUCCAACAAUAUUAUGUGCAUUACCUUCAAAGGAAGUACCAGUUGAGUUCCUUCAAUCUGUUAGGACAUACUGCCCCAAUCCAGGCUGGAUCCCUACUGUUAGUGGGCCCCUUUGUUGACUACUGGUUGACCAACAAAAGAGUGGAUGCUUUUAAGUAUAAUACAGUAUCUCUGAUAUUUUUAAUUCUAUCGUGUACGAUUGCAAUUGGGACAAAUCUAAGCCAAUUUAUAUGCAUCGGGAGGUUUACAGCCGUCACAUUCCAAGUCCUAGGUCACAUGAAAACAAUCCUGGUACUGAUGUUGGGUUUUAUCUUCUUUGGGCGUGAGGGUUUAAACCUUCACGUGGUAAUUGGAAUGAUAAUAGCAAUCAUGGGAAUGAUUUGGUAUGGGAACGCGUCAUCAAAGCCAGGUGGCAAAGAGAGGCGUAGCUAUUCCCUUCCGAAAACAAGUCAGCCCAAAAAGGACUCCCUUCUAGAAACUUCCGAGACAGAUGAGAAGGUGUAAGGUUUUUUCAGGAGUAUCAUAUAGAAAGGAAAGGAAUAUUUUAAAUUUUUUUUUAAUUGUUAAAUCAACUGAUGGAGACUAUACGAAGGAAGAAGGUUAUGUUGCUAGAAAAUUUGUCGGUUAAUCGGUUGUUAUUUUUAAGUUAUUAUUAUAUACGAUAUGAUUUUUGUAUGUCAUUUUUAAAUGUUAUGAUUUGGAGGACUUGAAGAGGGAGGAGGAUUUGUCUGUUUUUUUUUUUUUUGGAAAACCUGUG